GCUUCAGACUCACUUUCACCUAGUCUAAACUCACUCUUAAAUGUCGGGUCAUUGGCAAAAAGUAGUCUCUGGUGCAUGUAAACCUAAACAUGCACCUCUAAAGCCCAAAUAUAUCGAUGCUCUUAUCUCCUGCACCUAUCAAUCAGAUGGCUCUUUUCAAGACGUUUCUCGGGCUCUGCGAUCGAAACUUAGGGAUCCAAACUCUUCGAUCGUCUUCAAGGCUCUUUUGGUGAUUCAUACGCUCAUCCGUUCUGGGAAUUCGGAAGAAGUCAUGACCUAUUGGUCUGGUGUCGAUGGCCGUGACGGUCGAUCUCUCGGUCUCAAUGUUGUGAGCACUACCAACGAUACUCCUCAAAACUUGGCUCGAUAUGCAAACUACCUCCUGGCUCGCUUUAAAUGCUUCGCUGCUCUCAAACAUGAUCCGAUACGUACUCGAUCUGAAGCGCCGGCCUCACUUCGUAAUUCAUCUCGGAAUGGUGCCAAUCGGCUUCGAACUUUGACUGUUGAGAAAGGCCUUUUGAGAGAGGUGGGCACAUUGCAAAAAUUGAUGGACGCACUGGUUGAUUGCAAGUUCUAUCUCGAAGAUACGGAUGACGACCUCGUCAUGUCGGCAUUGCGAUUACUCGUCAAAGACCUCCUUGUACUUUUCCAAGCGGUGAAUGAGGGUGUGAUCAAUGUAUUGGAGCAUUACUUCGAGAUGUCACAUGUAGACGCCACUACCGCAUUGAAAACGUAUAAGAUUUUCUGUAAACAGUGCGAAAAGGUCGUGGCUUAUCUUGGUGUGGCUAAAAAGCUUCAAAACAUCAUCAACGUCAAUAUACCCAACCUUCGGCACGCCCCCGUUUCUCUUGCUGGUUCACUCGAGGAGUACCUAAACGAUCCUAACUUUGAAACGAACCGAGCCGAAUACAAAGAAAGUAAGCGGAUAGCGGAUGGCAAACCACCAGACAAAACCAACACGCCUAAACCCACGGCCACAAAACAAACUGCCCCAGCACCCAAUCCCCCACCACCGCCCAUAGCAUCUGAAGCUCAAAAAACCUUCACUGAUUUCUUCGAGUCCAUCGAAUCUCAGCAGUCAUCGAUGUUCAACUCAGAUCAGAUGUCACCCAAUGGAACUUAUUCUCUGCAACAGCCGUCCGCUCAUCCAUUCCAGCAACAAUCCAAUGCUUUCCCCAUACAGAGUCAACCCACCGGCUUUGCUUCUCAACAGGUGAACUUUAUGAACCCUCAGCCUACAGGCUAUGGGCGGGCAUCUAUUGGUCAUGCCUUUAGUCAACCAACAGGCUUUGGAGGAUCAACCAUCAAACCAUUUCAACCUUAUUCGAACUCAUCUACUCCUUCUAAUUUCAAUACUCAAGCGCCUAUCGUUAGUCAACCUACUGGAUUUGGCGGAUCGACGAUCAAACCGUUUCAACCUUCUUCUAGUUUUGGAACUGAACUGGCUCAAAGUUUAAAUGGACCUAACCCAUUUAGAGCUUCUAUGGUUGGAAACAGUACUACUCCUAGUAGUGGUACUGGCACUGGAACUCAGGGGUUUUCGGGGUUUGGAAGUGCCCAUCAGUUUGGGACUGAGAGUGUUGGUAGAGAACAACAGGAGAGCUUGAUUUGAAAACUUGAGGGAAUUUGUAUUGGUAGAUAGGAUGUGAUGGAAGUAGUUGGAUUUUUGAGUUUGAAAUACUAUAAAGUGAGAUUUUGAAGAAGAUAUUUAUAUCUUAUUUAAUUUAAACAAGAAUAAAUUCUGAGCCUUAAUUGAACAAAUAAAAGAUUAGGAAGAUAUUUAAAGAGAUAGGAAUUACUAAUCUAUACAAGCUUUUUUUUAGUUUUUUUUUCUUUGCUCUGCUUUAUGAUUUGAUUCUUUAAUUGAUUAAUUGAUUGAUUGAUACAAACAACAUAGAUAUGAAAAUUGAAUUUAUGUGAUGUAUCAUUUAUGACUGCAAAGGUGUAUAUUGAUUGAAUGGUUUGUCUAUUUAUGGUUUUGAAAUCAAUUUCUAUAUGC
Messenger RNA from Melampsora larici-populina 98AG31, 1999 nucleotides. RefSeq lists its product as uncharacterized. The transcript has 5 exons. The coding region runs from base 41 to 1612 and encodes 523 amino acids. The record is from RefSeq and is a predicted model, not a curated record. NCBI's taxonomy places the organism in Eukaryota, Fungi, Basidiomycota, Pucciniomycetes, Pucciniales, Melampsoraceae. Gene Ontology annotation, cellular component: clathrin-coated pit; clathrin-coated vesicle. Gene Ontology annotation, molecular function: clathrin heavy chain binding; phosphatidylinositol-4,5-bisphosphate binding; 1-phosphatidylinositol binding. Gene Ontology annotation, biological process: clathrin-dependent endocytosis; vesicle budding from membrane; clathrin coat assembly.